Neoarius graeffei (lesser salmon catfish) is the source of this 744-nucleotide messenger RNA. RefSeq names its product B-cell translocation gene 4 (gene btg4). Gene Ontology annotation, cellular component: cytoplasm; nucleus. The coding region runs from base 1 to 744 and encodes 247 amino acids. The transcript is spliced from 4 exons. NCBI's taxonomy places the organism in Eukaryota, Metazoa, Chordata, Actinopteri, Siluriformes, Ariidae. The record is from RefSeq and is a predicted model, not a curated record. Gene Ontology annotation, biological process: negative regulation of cell population proliferation; negative regulation of mitotic cell cycle.
AUGAAGGAAGAGAUUGCUGCUACAGUUUUCUUUGUGGCAAGACUGGCAAAGAAACAUGGUAACCUGGAGCACUUAAGCCGUGAGAGGUUUGCUGCGGCUUUCACUUCAAUCCUUUUUGAAACCUACAAGAGCCACUGGUACCCAGAGAAGCCAUGCAAAGGGCAAGCUUUCCGGUGCCUGAGGAUGAACAAGGCUCAGUUGAGGGACCCUAUAAUUGAGCGUGCUUGCAAACAGAGUGGCGUUGGCUAUGAGGACCUGGGUUUGCCUAAAGAGAUUACCAUUUGGGUAGACCCUGGUGAAGUGUCAUGCCGGUAUGGUGAGAAAAAUGCACCAUUUUGUGUGACCUUGUUGGAGGGGCAAAAAGGAGACAGUGAGUUCUCACGCAGGAUUAACAAUGCUGUGGAGCGUGCUUCCUCUGACUACCAUUCAGGAACAUCUUCAGAUGAAGAAGGUUCUAACAACAGCAUGAGUAGCAGAAGUGCACAAUCUGCUCCAGAGCCCAAGUGCAUCCCCACAGUGUCCAAUCCAAACAGUGUUUAUCAGCUCAGUGACUUUGGCCCACCUGCAGCCAUGCAGAACUGGGCUGUUUAUGCCAAAAGGAAGCCCUAUCCUGGUGAAGGCUACCAGCAGCAUUCAAAUGGUCCAUACCCUCCACACAAUGGCUUCAAAAACUACAGACCUUCUUAUGCUUUCUCUGGACCACGAGUGGACAAAUACCACUGGGUUAGCAAGAGCCGCUCGUAA